Messenger RNA from Rotaria socialis, 1161 nucleotides. The record is from the annotation of a GenBank genome assembly. Lineage: Eukaryota; Metazoa; Rotifera; Eurotatoria; Philodinida; Philodinidae.
AUGAUAGCCGAGGAUCGUUACGGUCCAAAGCGUAAUCGUUUUGAAGAUGAUGAUCUUAUCGAUCGUCUUAAUAGUCGAUAUACAGUUAUGGCAUUAACUAUGUGUAUUUUUAUAAUUACAGGAAAAGCUUAUGUAGGAGACCCAAUCAAUUGUUGGACACCAGCUCAGUUCUCUGGUACACAUAAUGCUUAUACAAACAGUAUUUGCUGGUUAAAGGGAUCCUAUUAUUUACCAACUGAUGAAAUUACGAUUCCGGAUCGAACUAAACCAAGACUAUAUCAUGUUUCAUAUUAUCAAUGGACGCCAUUUAUUCUACUUGGAAUGUGUCUAUUAUUUCUUUUACCUCAAGUCCUAUGGCAGGCGUUCGCCAGACAAGGUGGAGUCAAUAUUAAACGACUUGUCAAAACUAUUAAAGAUCAAGUAGAAACAAACAAAGGCGUAGAGCAAGCACAAAAAACAAUCAAAUUAUAUCUUGAUACUCAAAGAAUAAGAGGUGGAUCGAUAUGUUGUGGAAUACGUUGCCGAAGUUUUUAUACUACUUAUACAUUAACGUAUUUUAUUAUUAAACUACUUUAUAUUCUCAAUGCACUUUGCCAAUUCUUUUUACUCAAUACAUUUUUAUCGUUUCAUUUUACUAGUUAUGGUCCUGAAGCGCUCAAUAAAUUAUUUAGCGGCGAAGAUUUUUUUGAAUCGCCAAGAUUUCCUCGUGUUACUAUGUGUGAUUUCAUGAUCAGACAUCUAGGUUCAAAUCAGCACUGGUACGCAAUUCAAUGCAAUUUACCAAUAAAUAUAUAUAAUGACAAGAUAUUUCUUGGUAUUUGGGUAUGGCUAAUAGUUUUAGCAAUAUUAAACUUGUUAUCUAUCAUUCCUUGGAUAUUGUUUUUGAGACAAAGACAACGAUCGACAACCAUUAGGAACUAUUUGAGAAUAAGCAAACAAUCAACAGCAGAAGAGAAAGAAACUUUAUUAUCAUCGACAAAAGAAUCAUUCUUGCAUCGAGGAGAUAAAACUGAAGAAUUUAUAAAUUAUUUGCGCAUUGAUGGCUUUCUAAUACUUCAUAUAAUUGCACGUAAUACAGAUGACAUUGUAGCUGGACAAAUAGUUGACCAUUUAUAUAAAAAUUUCGAAUCAGAAAGACGAAUUGCGAGAAGUGAUGUUUGA